Molecule: messenger RNA, 5916 nt
Organism: Gadus macrocephalus (Pacific cod)
Lineage: Eukaryota; Metazoa; Chordata; Actinopteri; Gadiformes; Gadidae
Gene: atp10d
Product: ATPase phospholipid transporting 10D
Exons: 23
Coding region: 449-4606 (1385 amino acids)
Biological process (GO): phospholipid translocation
Cellular component (GO): plasma membrane
Molecular function (GO): ATP binding; ATPase-coupled intramembrane lipid carrier activity; ATP hydrolysis activity
Source: RefSeq, a predicted model, not a curated record
CACUAGUUUUAUUUUAGAGCUAGUAUUAUAUUUUAUAUUUUCUUUAUAUUAUAUUUUAGUGCUAGUUGGAACACUAAGUGGUCAUUUGGGACACUUAUAAAUGUGAUGGUAUGAUGAGCGCAGACAGGUCAUUGGGAUGAAGGAGUGAAAGUGAGAGCACUCCGCUUUGUUUGCAAUGGGUGUUGGUCCCUGUGUACAGUAGAAACACUAGGGCUGUACACUAGAUCCUAGUUCUCUAAGUAGCCUACCGUAUGGACAUUUAACGUGUUAAAAACAACUAAGAAACUCUCACAGAUGAAUCCACGUCCUCGCACACCGAGCACGGAUGACAGCCAUGUGAAAUCCCCUUAGCCAUCCAUCACUGAGAGGGGGGGGGGAAGUGGAGCAGCGGCCACGCCCCACGGUAACGCCUGGUGGGGAUAUCCCCACUGAAGUGAAGAGGCUCAUCAUGGAGCGCCUCCAUUGGCUCGGGCAGCGCUGUCAGCAGAUGGUGGAUCAGGGCGGAGCUCGCGGCUGGUACUCAGCCCCUGAUGGGCCGCUUGGGGCGGGCGGCUGCCCCGCGACGUGCAGGCUGAGUGGGAAGCGGAGAACGGUGAUCGCCCGGCGCGGGCCCUACCAGGCCGAAUACCGGGCCAUAUCCAGGGAGUACCAGGGCAACGCCAUCCGCACCACCAAGUACAGCCUGCUGACCUUCAUCCCCAUCAACCUCUUCCAGCAAUUUCGCAGGGUGGCAAACCUGUACUUCCUGUUUCUGGUGCUGCUGAACUGGGUGCCGGCGGUGGAGGCCUUCCAAAAGGAGAUCACCAUGGUGCCUCUGCUGGUGGUCCUCAUUGCCAUCGCCUUCAAAGACGCUCUGGAGGACUACCGGCGCUACCUGUUCGACAAGACUGUCAACCACAGCCUGGUGCGCGUCUACUGCAGUAAGCAGAAAGCCUACAUUGACCAACACUGGCAGGAUGUCCGGGUGGGAGACUUUAUUCGCCUGUCCUGCAACGAGAUCAUUCCAGCCGAUGUGUUGCUGCUGUACUCGUCGGACCCGCGAGGCAUCUGUUACAUCGAGACGGCAAACCUCGACGGGGAGACCAACCUCAAACAGAGACGGGUAGUCUCAGACCUCCCCCUGCAGGGAUCGGAGCUGACUCCAGAGAGCUUCUAUUGUCGUAUUGAAUGUGAAAAUCCUAAUAAUGACCUGGGCCGGUUUCGAGGUUACAUGGAGCACUCCAGUAAGGUCCGCGUUGGUCUCCACAACGACAACCUUCUGCUGCGGAGCUGUACCGUCCGCAACACGCAGACCGUUGUCGGCCUCGUCGUCUACGCUGGCCAUGAGACCAAAGCCAUGAAGAACAACAGUGGGCCGCGGUACAAACAGAGCCGUCUGGAGAAGCGCCUCAACAGGGACGUGUUGUGGUGUGUCAUCCUGCUGUUCUCCAUGUGUCUGACAGCAGCCAUAGGGCAUGGUCUCUGGCUCCAGAGAUGGACUGAUCCCAUUUAUUCCAUCGCUGAGCAGGUGUCUCCUACACUGGCGGGAUUCUAUGUCUUUUGGACGAUGAUCAUCGUGCUGCAGGUGCUAAUCCCCAUCUCCCUUUACGUGUCUAUCGAGAUUGUGAAACUAGGCCAGAUCUAUUUCAUCCAGAACGACCUGGCGCUGUACAGCGAGCAGCUGGACUCAGGCAUACAGUGCAGGGCGCUCAACAUCACGGAGGACUUGGGGCAGAUUCAGUACCUCUUCUCCGACAAGACCGGCACUCUGACAGAAAACAAAAUGGUGUUCCAGUGUUGCACUAUACAUGGGGUGCAGUAUCCACACACACAGAAUGCGCGGAGGCUGGCUCUGUAUGAGGAGGAUGUGUUGGGUGUCCCAGGCCGCUCCCUGACCCUGCGGUCAGGUUGUAGCGUCAGGUCCCUCAGCUGUCGCUCUAUGAGCUGCGGCCACAGCUCCACCUCGCUGCACUCCCUGACCAGAGAGGAGGAGGAGGAGCCCCAGGGAGGGGCGCCAUGCAGCCGCAUGGCUAAAGAAGUGAUCCCAGACCCUGAGCUGCUGAAGAAGAUGAGCUGCCUCCAGGCCACUAGCCUCUGUGGAGCUGAGGCCAGCUGCCUCCAGGCCACUAGCCUCUGUGGAGCUGAGGCCAGCUGCCUCCAGGCCACUAGCCUCUGUGGAGCUGAGGCCAGCUGCCUCCAGGCCACUAGCCUCUGUGGAGCUGAGGCCAGCUGCCUCCAGGCCACUAGCCUCUGUGGAGCUGAGGCCAGCUUAGAGUUGAACUCCAUCUUGGACUUCUUCCUAGCGCUGGCGGUCUGCAACAGUGUAGUGGUGUCCUCAUCCGGCCGGCCCUGUCACACGCACGCUGAUCUUCCCCACAACCUCACCUCAAGACUAUUGGCCCAGGGCGAGGCAGGGUCCCGGGGCGUGUCAGGGGCCCUGGGCGCGGCAGGGGUCCAGGGCGAGGUAGGCUCCUCCACCACAGCCACACUGUCGCAGGCGGGCGCCUCGUGGGAGAGCACACAACUUGGCCCAGGCACCGACCUGGUGAGGUCCAACGUGGCACUGGAAAACCCAAGGGACCCAACAGCAGAUGUGUUGACAGACAUGGGAAACCGAGAGGAGGGUGUUGGUGCCGUGGGGGCCCCCAAUGUUGGAACUGAACCCCUAAGAGUGUCGUCCCUGGAGGACCCGGCUUUUUGCCACAGUGGGCCGACGGCGGCCAAUGAGCAGCUCAUUUAUGAGGCAGAGAGCCCGGACGAGCUGGCCCUGGUGCACGCCGCCCGGGCCUACAACUGCACCCUUCGGGGCCGGUCGGGGGACGGGCUGGCCGUGGAGCUGCCGGGGGCCGCAAGCCGCCUGCACGUCAGCCUGCUCCACGUCCUGCCGUUCGACUGCACUCGCAGACGCAUGUCGGUGGUGGUGCGCCACCCGCUGACGGGGCGGUUGGUGCUGUACACCAAAGGAGCCGACUCGGUCAUCAUGGAGCUCUCCGAGCACCCAGAUGUGCCAGCCGGAGAGGGGUACGUUAAAAUCCGAGAACAAACCCAGAACCACUUAGACGUCUACGCCAGAGACGGCCUUCGUACACUCUGUAUCGCACAAAGGGUUCUGGAGGAGGACGACUACCGGGCCUGGCAGAAGGGCCAGCUGCUAGCGGAGACAAGCAUCGAGAACCGAGAGGAGCUGCUGCUGGAGUCGGCCCAGCGUCUGGAGACCAACCUCACUCUGCUGGGUGCGACCGGGAUCGUAGAUCGCCUCCAGGAGGAGGUCCCAGAGACCAUUGAGGCCCUGCAGAGAGCUGGCAUCAAGGUGUGGGUUCUGACCGGAGACAAGCAGGAGACGGCCGUCAACAUUGCAUGCGCCUGUAAACUCCUGGGACCCGAUGACCAGAUUCUGAACGCGAACUGCGGAAGUAAGGAUGCAUGUGAUGCCUUGCUCCAGGACCUCCUCUCAGAGGUUCGAGGCACAGGGGAAGGACCUGGCAGACCAACUUUGGGCGAGGACAAAGCUUUGCCAGCUGCGGCCGUGGGGGGCUUCGUCUUGGUGAUCGACGGACGAACCCUGGAAUGGGCCCUCCAGGACGAGCUGAAGGGGGGCUUCCUGGAGCUGAGCCAGCAGUGCAAGGCGGUCCUCUGCUGCCGGUCCACCCCCCUGCAGAAGAGCCAGGUGGUCCAGCUGGUUCGCAGCCAGCUCAGCGUCAUGACUCUGGCCAUCGGCGAUGGAGCAAAUGAUGUCAGCAUGAUCCAAGUGGCAGAUGUGGGCAUCGGGAUAUCUGGCCAGGAGGGCAUGCAGGCUGUUAUGUCAAGCGACUUUGCCAUCUCCAGAUUUAAACACCUGCGGAAGCUGCUCCUGGUCCACGGCCACUGGUGCUACUCUCGUCUAGCCAACAUGAUCCUUUACUUCUUCUACAAAAAUGUGAUGUACGUGAACUUGUUGUUCUGGUACCAGUUCAUCUCGGGAUUCUCGGGGAGCGUCAUGACCAACUCAUGGAUCCUGAUCCUGUUCAACCUGCUCUUCACGUCCGUGCCGCCCCUGGUGUAUGGCGUGCUCGACAGACACACGCCAGCCGACACCCUGAUGGAGCGACCUGAGCUCUACAGCUCCAGGCCAAGCUCUAAGGUCUAUGGUUCCUCAACGUUCUGGCUCACCAUCAUGGACGCCUUCUACCAGAGUCUGGUUUGUUUCUUCAUCCCGUACAUGGCAUAUGCAGGGUCAGACGUUGGGGUCCUGGCCUUCGGCUCCCCUGUCAACGCUUCGGCUCUCCUUAUCAUCUUACUGCACCAGAUCAUCGAGAGCCACACCUUGAUGUGGAUGCACAUCGCAGUGCUGGUGGGGAGCGGCGUGUUGUACUUUGUGUUCACGCUGCUGUUCAGUGUGUGGUGUGUGACCUGCAGCCCGCCCACUAACCCCCUGGGGGUGGAGACCCUGACCAUUUCUCAGCCUCUGUUCUAUCUGGUGUGUGCCCUGACCACCGUCACCGCACUGCUGCCAAGGGUCUUGAUCCGGGCUCUUCUCAGGAGCAGAAGCUCCUCUUUGGUUGGGAGGAACCCAACAGGCCCCAGGAAACUGCGAGUGUCUGCUGAAAACCCCGGACUGGAGCCCGAUGACCACCUGGUUGGGUCAUGACAAACAUAUUAUUACUCUUUUCACCCAUAUUUCCACAAGGUUGGCCAUCAUAAUGGGUCACAGAUUUGUUUGCUUAUUGGGAAGGCAGAGUUGUCGACUUUACACCAAGGGCUCAAGGAAGUAAGAGUCUUCAUCACUAAUAACCAGCCAUAGCAAAAAACUAUCCAUCCGUUGUGAUACUUGUCACUCUGUAAAGUGGAACCAAAGUCCGACCAUCUCUGGUAAAGGGAUGUGAUGAUGUGACUGCUGUUGUUUAUAAUACAGGUAUUAUCUUUUCAUUUUUGCUACGUAAAAACCAAGAAGUUGCAGUUCGAUUUAGACUUCAAAGUGUGGAAAAAAUUCCAAACAUAAAAUGUGUUAUUCAUUUAAUAUUGUUGAAAUGAUUCCAAAAGCAAAAGCUUUGAAAUGGCAAUUCAAUGUAACUUGCCCAAAUUAGGAACGAACUGUAUUUUCUACUAUGGGACACCGAUGCACCUAAGGAUGUUUGUAUUUGUUUCUGCUUUUAAUUGAUAAUUAUAUUAUGACGAAAGUUCUGUUAUUGCUCGGUUUUUUAUUUAAUUUAAUUUGAUUUCUUUAGGACACUCAGAAAUUAAAUGGCAUGAGAAGUACAAAGGCCCAGAGGGUAUGUGUACAGUCUGACAGAGACAUGUAUUGGCCACUGUUUCUGUUCAAACAUUAAAUGCAAACCUUUGGCUCACAUUGGAUGUACAGCAGGCUGUUGUCAUGACUAGCCGCUUGUUGACUCACUAUUUUCCCCUAUUCCAUCAAUCUCCAAAAUGUCACAUUUACAAUGGGUCAGGCUGGUCUCAUACAAAAUUUGUAUAUCUUAAGAAAAGCUAUCCAAAAUGUUUCCUAAGAUACCUACGAAUGUCGACGAGUAAUCGGUGUGCCUGACCCCUCUGCGAAAACAAACAAGGUGGCUGACAUUUAUUUUAUUCUCAGUGGUAAAUGCAAUAUUUUAUAUAGAUUCAGCAUUAAAUGGGUUUGAUAACAUUUCUAUUAUGAAAGUUAUUCUGAAUAUUCUUCCAGGUCUCGCCAUACAUUGUUAAACCACACGGUUUCUAUCAUUGCUAUGGUGGGUGCUAUGGACGCGGCUAUCGCUGAGAACCAAAUAUGGCUGAAAUUUAUUUGAUGCUCAUUGGAAAAUGCAAUAAUAAAAUUGUUUACGCAUUAAAAUGUGUUCAGAUUCAGCUUUAUUGGCCAGGUUUGCGAACAAACAAGGAAUUUGACUUCGGUCCCUUGGCUCUCUAUGUACAACACUCAACAUUUAACCUAUUGUUAAUAUAUAAAAAAGAAAAAACACAAAACAG